AUGAGACUUUGUCAAGUCACAUUUCUCGAUCAUCAUGCAUGGAAAUCAUUUUACAAGUCUUCCGUAAAACGGAUUAUAGAGUUGACCAAUAGUUACACGGACUAUUUACAAGUGUCAAGCAAUUAUCGCCAAUCAUUUCUUUCAUUAUUGAAACAAAUCAACGAUCAAGUGGAACGACAUCCACAAAAGCUUACAGAAGACAUUUUAAAGCUCCCAACACCAUCCUCCAUGAACACCUAUCCCUUUGUCGCUGCCGAAGAAUUUAUGGUGAGCUCAUCAUCGAUUCCUUAUGAUCUUCAAAGUCUCGCAAAGAAACAUGGCCCAAUUUCUGUAGUGGUUUUAGGACCAGAACAUUGUGGAAAAACAAGUUUUUUAAUUUCUCUUUGUACAGAAAAUUAUCCUGAUGAUACUCCUGCUGCUAUCUUUGACGUUGUCAACGAAAGAGUGGACUACAAGGAUAUUCAUGCGAACAUUUGUUGGAGAGAUACUAGAGUUGAUAACGAAUUUGAUUCCAGAUUCUCAUCAAGAUUCCUCGAUCGAUGCAAUGGUCAUGUAUUUAUUCUUUGCUUUGAUUGUUCAACUCCUGAUUCAUUAAUACCACAAAUCGCUCAACAAUUCGUUCCUGAGUGUCAUCAUUUUCAUCCUGGAGCUCCCGUUAUUCUUGUUGCUACAAAAAUCGAAUUACGAAAUGAUGCACACACUCUCAACUCAUUAAGAUACACCAACAAAGGUUCACUUCCAUCUAAACCAAUCACUAAAGAGUAA
Molecule: messenger RNA, 765 nt
Organism: Naegleria fowleri
Lineage: Eukaryota; Heterolobosea; Eutetramitea; Acrasida; Naegleriidae
Exons: 2
Coding region: 1-765 (254 amino acids)
Biological process (GO): small GTPase-mediated signal transduction
Molecular function (GO): GTPase activity; GTP binding
Source: RefSeq, a predicted model, not a curated record